Trifolium pratense (red clover) is the source of this 527-nucleotide messenger RNA. RefSeq lists its product as uncharacterized. The record is from RefSeq and is a predicted model, not a curated record. Bases 205 to 414 code for a protein of 69 amino acids. The transcript has a single exon. Lineage: Eukaryota; Viridiplantae; Streptophyta; Magnoliopsida; Fabales; Fabaceae.
AAAUAUGAAUAAUGAAUCAGAAUCGCUUGAUUUUGUAACCUUACUUUUAUCUACUUUUCUAGUCAUCAAUUUCUUGUCUCAUCUUCCAAAGUAACCAUUCCAUGUGCAUGUUCAUCCAUUAUAUAUACUUGCAAUUUGCAAAAAUCACAAACUAUAGAGUGAGUGAAGAUCAUCAAGAUACACACACAAAGAGUGAGUGAAGAUAUGGCAGAUUGGGGGCCAGUUUUUGUUUCAGUGGUGCUUUUCAUUCUCUUGACUCCUGGUUUACUCGUUCAAAUACCUGGUAAAGGCAAGAUGGUUGAGUUUGGAAACUUUCAAACUAGUGGAUUAUCUAUACUCAUUCAUUCUAUUAUAUACUUUGCUUUAGUUUGUAUUUUCUUGUUAGCUAUUAGAAUUCAUAUGUACAUGGGGUAACUUAUUUAUCUCAUUACAUAUUUAAUUUAUGAAUACAAAGAUUAUUCAUUGUUUCAUAUCUUUUGGUUUGAACUUUGAAUUGUGUUGGUUUUUUUGUUUGUUUUUGUUUUGGU